This is a messenger RNA of Penicillium brasilianum, 2366 nucleotides long. Lineage: Eukaryota; Fungi; Ascomycota; Eurotiomycetes; Eurotiales; Aspergillaceae. The record is from the annotation of a GenBank genome assembly.
AUAGAGGCUCAUAGAGACUCACAAGUCACCAGCACAACCGUCGCGGCAGCACGUCUCCAAUGCCACCCACGAUCGAGGCUCGUGCUAGGAUGGAAUAGCAUCGAAAGAUGACCUUCCCCAUAUUCGAAGGGGCCCUGUUGAUCCACUCAUUGUCCUCAAAAUAGACUUUCUCCCACCAGUCCAGUCGGCGUAGAUAGAAAUGGGCCAUUUCCAAUAGCCGUCCACCACGGCCAAUUAGUCUCACACAAUUGACCGGCCAGUUUCCCCGUAUUUUCCCCACGCCCGACGUGGGAGCUGGUGGAUCAUCCCCGUCGAUUUCCCUUUGCGUGCUGACGACCGGUAAACCGCGCACUGCCGUCAUUCCUGGCCAGGCUGGAGUAGAGUCGGGUUGUGCCCCGCAACACCGGAAUCGGUCUUUGGUGACACCAGCAUCCAAUCAUGGUGCUUCCGUUGGUGCAAGUCGACCGCGUCGAGGAGGGGAGGGGAGGGGGAGCGAGAAACCUGGCCAGGGCCACGCAAAUGAAGAGCGAGCUGAGGGUGGUAUAAAUAUGACCAGUGGGCACCCCAGAUUCUAAUGGUGGGACAGAAACGGAAAUUCCCUCCUCAAAAGAGGUGAAAGCCGCCGAGUACUUCCCUUUUCAUCAGUUCUUUUUCAGUCCAAUCUUAUAGAUCUUGUGGAUCGUGAGAAUGGCAGACAUGGCAGUAGACAAGGCUGAUCUCGAUCCCGUGGAGGGCUUCACGCAUCACGCGGAGGACAUCACAGCAGACCGGGAGCCGUAUGGCCCCCCGGGACUGCGUGGGCUGAUCAGCAACCCAUUCGUGUUGAUGUGUGCUGCCUGCUCGACUCUGGGUGGUCUUGUCUUUGGCUAUGACCAGGGUGUAGUGUCGGUCAUUCUGGUGAUGGACCAGUUCUUGGAGGAAUUCCCGCGGGUCGGGGGCUCCGGUGCUGGCUUCUGGAAGGGACUGUUGACCGCGAUGAUUGAGUUGGGUGCACUGUUGGGUGCUUUGAAUCAAGGAUGGAUCGCAGACAAGAUCUCCCGUCGCUAUUCCAUCGUGGUGGCUGUUGUUAUCUUUACAAUUGGCUCGAUUCUCCAGACUGCCGCGUUCGGAUACCCGAUGCUGGUGGUGGCUCGUUUAAUCGGAGGGUUGGGAAUUGGUAUGCUGUCCAUGGUCGCUCCCCUCUAUAUCAGUGAAAUCAGUCCCCCGGAAUGUCGUGGAACAUUGCUUGUUCUCGAAGAAUUCUGUAUUGUGCUUGGCAUCGUGAUUGCCUACUGGAUCACCUUUGGAACACGGUACAUGGCCGGCGAAUGGUCCUGGCGUCUACCCUUCCUCUUACAGAUGCUUCCCGGCUUCAUCCUGGCAGCCGGUGUUGUCAUCCUCCCCUUCUCGCCUCGAUGGCUCGCCUCAAAAGGUCGCAACGAGGAGGCACUCCAAAGCCUUGCCAAACUGCGUAACCUGCCAACCUCCGACAGGCGCGUGCGCCAAGAGUACAUGGACAUCCUAGUCGAGGUCCGAUUCCACCAAGAAAUGAAUGCGGAAAAGCAUCCAGACCUGCAGGGUGGCGGCACCAAGAACUCGAUCCUGCUGGAGAUGGCCUCUUGGGCUGAUGUCUUCAAAAAAGGUUGUUGGCGCCGUACGCAUAUCGGUGUCGGUAUCAUGUUCUUCCAGCAAUUUGUUGGUAUUAAUGCAUUGAUCUAUUACUCGCCCAGUUUGUUCAAGACUAUGGGUUUCGAUGUCAACAUGCAGCUUAUCAUGUCCGGCGUUCUGAACGUGCUGCAGUUGGUGGGUGUGACAACUAGUGUUUGGACUAUGGAUACUCUGGGUCGUCGGAAGCUGUUGCUCAUCGGUUCCGUUCUGAUGGCCAUUUCGCACAUUGUCAUUGCUAUUCUAGUCGGUCGAUUUGGCUCCAACUGGGAAGGACAUCAGACGGAAGGUUGGGUCAGCGCAGCUUUCUUACUCUUCUACAUGGUUGCUUUCGGAGCCACAUGGGGUCCCGUACCAUGGGCAGUGCCAUCCGAAAUCUUCCCUUCUUCCCUCCGAGCCAAGGGUGUCGCCAUUUCUACUUGUUCCAACUGGCUCAACAACUUUAUCAUUGGUCUCAUCACCCCACCUUUAGUCGAGGAUAUCGGCUACGGUGCCUACGUGUUCUUUGCUGUAUUUUGUGUACUCUCGGGCGUUUGGACCUUCUUCUUCAUGCCGGAGACUAUGGGUCGCACACUCGAGCAGAUGGAUCAUGUCUUCAAGGAUAACUCUAGCGAGCAUGAGCGGGAACGCAGACAUACCAUUGAAGCCAGUGUACUAGCUGAACGCGAAUAUGCUUAAAGGGGGCUCUACUAUGCGCUUGAUUAGCGGCAGAAUUCUUUUUU